Molecule: messenger RNA, 711 nt
Organism: Rosa chinensis
Lineage: Eukaryota; Viridiplantae; Streptophyta; Magnoliopsida; Rosales; Rosaceae
Product: transmembrane protein 230
Exons: 2
Coding region: 121-432 (103 amino acids)
Cellular component (GO): endomembrane system
Source: RefSeq, a predicted model, not a curated record
CCCAAAACUUGAAUUUAUAGCAAACCAAAGAAUACAAAUCAGCACAAACCUCAGCUAACCCAGAAACCCCAAUUCCGAAACCCUAAAAUCCUCCACCCCCAAAUACCUCAGAUCUCAGCCAUGGCGUAUGUAGAUCACGCAUUCUCCAUCACCGACGAAGACAUAAUGAUGGAGACCUCCUACACCGUCAACAACAAGCCUCCGAUCAAAGAGAUCGCUCUCGCCGUCGCCCUUCUCAUCACCGGCACCCUCGGCAUUGUCAUCGGCUCCCUCAUGGCCUAUAACCGCGUCGGCGGCGACAAAGCUCACGGAAUGUUCUUUGCGAUUCUUGGUGGGAUCUUGUUCAUUCCGGGCUCCUAUUACACAAGAAUUGCUUACUAUGCUUACAAAGGUUACAAAGGCUUCUCUUUCUCCAACAUACCACCUGUGUAGCAGCUGCUUCAACUUCACAUGUACAGAUCUCUCCUUCAUUUUUUAGUUCUUUCUUUUUCUGUUUCAUAUUAAUAUUAGUGUUAAUGUUGUAAUGGGAUAUUGCGUUGGUUGUUUCGUUCCGAAUAGAGGCAAGUGUGGUUUGGUUUGUUGUUGAUUUGUACUGAUCAUGGACCAGAAACUGAAUUUUUACUUAUAUAAUUACAUCAUAGAUGUAGGCAGAAUACGCAACAUACAUUAUGAGUAAAUAAAAAGAGUAAUCUUAUUUUUCGUCUCCUGUAA